Messenger RNA from Lithohypha guttulata, 972 nucleotides. It is a transcript of the gene BUD32, whose product is annotated as serine/threonine-protein kinase bud32. Gene Ontology annotation, molecular function: protein serine/threonine kinase activity; ATP binding. The transcript has a single exon. Gene Ontology annotation, cellular component: cytosol; EKC/KEOPS complex; nucleus. Gene Ontology annotation, biological process: protein phosphorylation. The record is from RefSeq and is a predicted model, not a curated record. The coding region runs from base 1 to 972 and encodes 323 amino acids. Lineage: Eukaryota; Fungi; Ascomycota; Eurotiomycetes; Chaetothyriales; Trichomeriaceae.
AUGACAGACUCAAAACCCCCAACAACAACAACCCACACCCUCCCAACACCCUUUACGCACACCUCCCCACCACCCAUCCUCCUCACCCAAGGCGCCGAAGCCCUCGUCUACAAAACCCACUUCCUCGACCUUUCCUCUCCUGCGAUCCUGAAAUUCCGUCCGAGCAAAGCAUAUCGACAUCCUACGCUGGAUGCGCGCUUGACGAAGCAGAGGGUGCUGGCCGAGGCGAGGGUGUUGGUGAAGCUGGCGGGGGUCACGGAUGCUGCUGAGCUGAGGGUUCCUGGGGUGUUGGGGCUGGAGUGGGAUGUGGGUAGGAAGGUUAAAGGUGCUGGCGGAGAGGGGGUGGUGAGGGUAAAGAGGGGGGAGGAUCUGCAGGGGGAGAAGACCGAGGAUAGAGAGGUGCAGGGGAGGGUUGUCGCGGCUGGGGCGUGGAUAUUGAUGGAGUUUAUUGAGGGGAGGAGUGUGAAGGAGUUAUUGAGGGGUGUGGAUGAGUGGGCUAAGAGGUUGGGAGAGAGGAUAUCGCAGGAAGAGAGGGAGAAGGUUGAGGGAGACGUUAAGGCGUUGUUGAGAGCGAUAGGGAGGACGGUGGCUGCUAUGCAUUUCAAGGGUGGUGUUGUGCAUGGUGAUUUGACGAGCAGUAAUAUCAUGGUGAGGCCGCGGAAACACGAGCAGGUCAAUGGGCAUGGUCAUGUCGAGGGGAGUGACACAAAGCCUCCAGAUCUAAGUGGUGAGAUUGUACUGAUUGAUUUUGGACUUGCUACACAGUCUAUACAGGAUGAGGAUCGGGCCGUUGAUCUUUACGUGCUGGAACGGGCAUUUGGCUCUACACAUCCGAAGCAGGAGGAUUGGUUCGACGCUGAGGUAUUACAACACUCAGAAGGAUAUAGAGGGACAUUCAAAGGUGCGAAUGUCGUCCUCAAACGUCUCGAAGAGGUAAGGCUCAGAGGACGGAAACGAAGUAUGAUCGGAUGA